AUGUUUAAUGGGACACUUUUAACUGAUCCGCGAUGCAUUGCUCCAGUCAAAGGGCCGAAGCGUUGUGGCGGCAAUAUCAGCACGAAUGAUCUUGAAGAAAGCCAGAAGCUAGGCAAAGUGAUCGAGACUAUGGGUCAGGAUAAGAGAAAAUCCGUUCUGAAAGAUAUCAUUCUGCUUCAUGUUUGUAAAAACACCCAUCGCCAGAAACUUGAAGAAGAGAGCGAAUGUUUGGGCAGACUCGUACAGAAAUACGAUGCGUCACUCCUACCAGAACUUUCAGGCCCAAAGUCGCUCAUCAAAGAAUCUAUCGUAACCGAUCCUCAACUAUUUAUACCACGGUUCGGUCCAUGUUCGUCAGAUCUAUCAAAUACGGUCAAAGAAGUUCUUCGGAAGCAGAUAAAUCCAAAUCAGGCUAAGUCAGGAACGGUCUAUGUGUUUGCUUGCCCAUCUGCUCCGGGAUAUGUGAAGAUCGGAUAUGUCAAAGAAUCUAUAAAGAAAAGAAUGGCAAAGUGGAAUAAAUGCCAUCCUCAGGCUAGCCUACUGUAUGAAGAAGCUUUCGCAUUCCCAGAGCGUAUGGAGAAGUUGAUCCAUCUCGAGCUGGCUUCUCAAAGACGUUGUCUCCUAGGAUGCAAAUCGUGCGGAAAAGAUCAUAUCGAAUGGUUUCAAGUAUCAAUCGAGGAGGUUCGUCGGUUGAUUCAAGACUGGAAGUUGAUCACACAAGAAUCUGAACUGUACAGUCGUGAUGGGCGCUUGUCGAGCUAUUGGAUCGAAAGGCUUGCGGUUAGUGAUUUGAUGACGUCGAACCCUGUGCUGGCCUAUUUUGAAGACUCUGCCAUCUUCGAUACCUGGCAAAGUCCUGACUCGAGGAAGAAUGAAGAUAUCUUGGCAGAAUCAUUCGCGAAGCUGGGACUUGCAGGCUAA
Messenger RNA from Pseudovirgaria hyperparasitica, 921 nucleotides. RefSeq lists its product as uncharacterized. Lineage: Eukaryota; Fungi; Ascomycota; Dothideomycetes; Acrospermales; Acrospermaceae. The transcript is spliced from 3 exons. The record is from RefSeq and is a predicted model, not a curated record. The coding region runs from base 1 to 921 and encodes 306 amino acids.